Racocetra persica is the source of this 411-nucleotide messenger RNA. The record is from the annotation of a GenBank genome assembly. NCBI's taxonomy places the organism in Eukaryota, Fungi, Glomeromycota, Glomeromycetes, Diversisporales, Gigasporaceae.
AUGAACGAAAAAUGUUUGUUUUGCCAAAUCGUUAAUCGCGAAGAAUCCGCCUUUAUUGUUGCCGAAAAUGCAAAGGCAUUAGCCAUUUUGGACGCUUUUCCGGUCAGCGACGGCCACACUUUAAUUAUCACUAAAGAACAUUUUCCGAACAUUGCUACUGUGGACGCAAAAAGUUGGGAAUAUUUAUUGCCUUUAAUCCAAGAAGUUAUUAAUAAGUUGAAAAAUACUAAAUUACCAAUGCUGCCCCAAGGAUUUAAUAUUGUUAGUAAUAUGAAUGAAAUCGCUUACCAGAGUAUUCCCCACGUCCAUCUCCACAUUAUUCCUAAAUACGAAAAAAACCACGGAUUUAUUUGGACCAGCCAACCGCAAUUAAAAUAUUCUUUAUCCGCGGUGGCUCAAAAGUUAAAAUAA